CGGCAGGAUCUUCUCUCAACCAGGAGUGAUCAUGAUGUCCUACCUGAAACCAGCACCGUACACAGUGAAUGGGCUCAGUCUGGCUACUACUGCCAUGGAGCUGCUGCAUCCCACUGUGGGCUAUCCAGGAACCCCCCGCAAACAGAGACGCGAACGGACGACGUUCACACGCGCGCAGCUCGAUGUGCUCGAGUCCCUUUUCUUAAAGACGCGCUACCCGGAUAUCUUCAUGCGUGAGGAGGUGGCCAUGAAAAUCAACCUUCCUGAAUCUCGGGUACAGGUGUGGUUCAAAAAUCGAAGAGCGAAAUGUCGUCAGCAGCAGCAGCAAUCCCAGACCACCAUGCAGAAUAAAACCCGAGGUGUCAGUAAGAAGACUUCUCCAGUCAGAGAUGUGAUAAACCCAGAGAGCAGCAGCAGCAGCAGCAGGAGCAGCAGCAGUGGCCCAUUCACCAGCACAUCAAGCACCUCCUUACCAGGCAUGUCCUCCAGCACAGCCCCAGUGUCCAUCUGGAGUCCGGCCUCCAUUUCUCCGAUCUCAGAGCAGCUCUCUUCUUCUUCUUCCUCUUCUUCCUCCUCCUUCACCUCCUCUUCCUCAUCUUUAUCCUGUAUGCAGCGCUCUUACCCAGUCACCUACACGCAGGCGCCCGGAUACAGUCAACACUACGCGGGCACAGCGUCCUAUUUCAGCGGAAUGGACUGUGGCUCCUACCUUGGGCCUGUGCAUCACCACCAGCUGAGUGGCCCCGCAUCCACCCUGAGCCCAACAAGCACGAGUACAGUCAGCAAUCACCUGAGUCCUUCAUGCCCACUCACACCUCAGGGCUACGUAACUUCCGGUCCCGGGAUCAGCGCAGCGUCCGACUGCCUAGAUUAUAAGGACCAAAGCGUGUCUUGGAAGCUCAGCUUCAAUCCCGACUGCUUGGAUUACAAAGAUCAAACCUCUUCGUGGAAAUUUCAAGUUUUGUAA
Messenger RNA from Neoarius graeffei (lesser salmon catfish), 967 nucleotides. Its product is annotated as homeobox protein OTX2-like. The transcript has 3 exons. Gene Ontology annotation, molecular function: RNA polymerase II cis-regulatory region sequence-specific DNA binding; DNA-binding transcription factor activity, RNA polymerase II-specific. Lineage: Eukaryota; Metazoa; Chordata; Actinopteri; Siluriformes; Ariidae. The coding region runs from base 32 to 967 and encodes 311 amino acids. Gene Ontology annotation, cellular component: nucleus. Gene Ontology annotation, biological process: regulation of transcription by RNA polymerase II; multicellular organism development. The record is from RefSeq and is a predicted model, not a curated record.